AGCUAAGGCAUUCGCGCCUUUCUCAUUUACAAAAAGCACGUUUCCUCCAUCAGUGGCGUUUUGAAGUUUUUGGCGAGCGAACCUCCGCGCCUUUCGAACUGAGUUUAGAUCUCUUGUUGCAGAGAAAAUCUCCACUGUACGGCUCGGAAGCUUCGUUUUUCUCCAUUAACAUCUGUCUUGUCAGUAUAAUGUUGCAAUGGAUGGGAGGAUCAAGACGGAAAGUGACCACUUCAAGAAAGUCGACAGAAAAGAGGCAAAGACAGUACUUUGAACAAAGGAAGCGGCAAAAACAGACUGCUGAGUUAGGGAACUUUUCUGAUGAAAUGAUCCCUUGUGGCCAACAAGUCCAACUCCACGACAAACCUCAGUCUUUGGAUAUACUUAGUUUGCUGAACUUAAAGAGAGUUACUGAAGAAAGCAAUUCUGGUUGCACCACCGCAAAGGAAAAUCCAGUAAUCAAUGAUUCACCAGUGUACUUGAAGUGUGGAAUGCCAAGCAUCCCAAAAAAGGUCUCUCGUAGGCAGUCCGUUGAUCUCAAGGAAGCAAAAAAUGUACCAUCAAACCGUCAAUUGGAUACUGAAUCACCAAAGAAUUUCCCAUCUCCUAGUAACUACUCUUCCGAUGGAAAUGGUGAUAAACUGGAUUACUGGAGAACCGCUACUGAAAACCAGUUAUCUAUUCUUGAUGUACUUGGUGAUGAUGGACCAAAUAGCAAUGCAGAAGAAAGUCCAAUACGUGAAGCUCAUGUUGCAUUUUCUGUAGAAGGUUUAGGUAUAGUGGGGAUGGAAACACCAGUUUGUUCGCCAAGACCAUCUGGCCGAAUAUUAUUUGAUGGCUGCUCUUCACCACCAAGGGCUGUUAAACGAUUUCACUCAUCCAAGGACUUUACUUACAUCAUGGAUGAUGAAGGGCUUGAACUGAAUGCCAUGAUACAUGAUAUCAAUAUGCCAUUUGGUGGCAACUCAUCCAAGAUACCUUCGAAACCACGGAACACUGUGCAUCAAUCUGGCAAUCCAAAAAACAAAAAAUUCACUUUCCAAGGCUGCAUGCAACCUGAUCCCGAUGAUAAUCAAAUUGACUACUUUCCAGGUGAAGAGAAGUACCUCUGCAACGAUAUGGCCAAGUAUGGGUUCCUAACAGGCAACAAUGUUGAUGAGAGGAAAUAUGGUGUACAUUGGGGGAGUCGAUCCGAUCAAACAGAUUGUGACUUGGACAAUCUAUUGGGAAAUAGAAAACAAAUCCAUCAAUCAAGCCCUGCUGAUGAAGAUUUUUAUGUACAUUGCAUGAGAGAUGCAGAGAGAGCAGUUAGCCAUGUCAACAUUUUAGGGCCACCUUCUCUGCAUUCUGAGGACCCUGCAUCGGACAAAGAAUAUUUCUGUGUGUCAAAAGAUAAGCCAAGGUACACUUCAUUGGAUGCAAAUUGGGACUUUGGCACUUGUACCGAUCAACCAGCUUGGUCUUUCAUGACAGAAGAUGCAGUGGAUAGCAUGAGUUUAUUAAGUGAAGAGUCAUGCUCAUCCAGUGCAGUGAGGGGUGACAAAUGUUAUAAUUCUGCACCAAACUCAAGUAGGAUGAAAAAAAGAAUGCCAAGGCAGGGAAAUGAUGUCUGCAGGAGCUCAGAAAACAACUAUGGUGUUGAGAAUCUUUAUGCAGAAGAAACACAGAACCAAAACAAGGAUGAAAUUCAGCAUGGAAACAAUGUGGAAGUUCCAGGAAAGUACCCAAGUGUGCCAAAACAGAUGAGGUCUAAACUAGAGGAUUACUCAAAAGAGCUGUACACUGUCCAGGAAAAUCCAAGACAGCAACCAAGAUGGCCAUUUGUGGAUGAAUAUUCUUCUGCUGAUAAAGAUUUAGGUCUUGGUUCUUUCUGCACUGCAGAAGCAGAACCCAUGUCUUUGGACUUAGAGUUCUUCUCAGAGGAUCGUUUUAACAUAUCAUCAUCCUCAAAGCGAUCCAAAUUUGAUGUUACUUCAAAGUGUGCAUAUGCUACCAAUGAAAAAGCUGCGGUCCAGCAACCUCCCAGUCCUAAGAAUUCUUAUGGUUCCCCCAUUUUCUCAAACACAGAAUCCAGUUCAAAGAAGCCAGAUGUAUCUCCAGCUGCCAGAACGGAAGGCAAGCCUCCAGAUUCAUCUGAUGCUGUCGAUUUUUUAGAAUGUAUAGAGGUUCAGGAUGUGUCUAGGUGGGAAAGUAUCAGCAAAUAUCAUGAAGAGAAAUCAGAAUUUCAGCACACAUACUGUGGAAAUUUUUUUGAGGAGAUACAAAAAGAGAUUUCCAUGGGGAAGUUUGAGCUAACCUCAGAAAAUGAUAAAGUGUCAAGUGACAUAGAACCUAAUGACAACUGUGGUGAAUGCAAUGUGGCAAAUGAUAAUACUCGGGAGCAAAUAUUGAAGUCAAAGACAAGUUCUCCUGACCAUGCAGAGGACAAUUCAUCAAGUAUAAAGGAUAAACCCGGCAAGCUUGAGGAAACUACAGAUGUAAAGAAAUGUCAAUUUGAUGCUCUAGUUCAUCUUGCUUCUCCAAAUUGGACUAAAGAAAAAGAUCCAUCUAGACCCAAGAGAAGGAAUACUGAGGGUAAUGGGCAAAAUGGUAAUGUUAGCCCAACUUACCAGAUCAUGCUUCAAAGCUAUGUUCAGCUCCUCUGUGUGCAGAAAGGUGCUAAAAGAGGCAAAUGAGCACGUCAGUUUGAAGAAAGCUUAAUGCUUUAUUCAUACCUUCCUCUUUUUGAUUGACAAGGUAGGGCUAUCAGAAAUUAUGGAACCAAGACAUUGUGCUUUAGUAAUAUGAACUGAAUGAUUUUCAGAGCCCUAUAAUUGCCUACCUGAGGAUCCAGAAAUCACAUGUAACAUUUUGUAGAAA
This is a messenger RNA of Macadamia integrifolia, 2856 nucleotides long. RefSeq lists its product as uncharacterized. The transcript is spliced from 19 exons. The coding region runs from base 189 to 2672 and encodes 827 amino acids. The record is from RefSeq and is a predicted model, not a curated record. NCBI's taxonomy places the organism in Eukaryota, Viridiplantae, Streptophyta, Magnoliopsida, Proteales, Proteaceae.